Prorocentrum cordatum is the source of this 423-nucleotide messenger RNA. The record is from the annotation of a GenBank genome assembly. NCBI's taxonomy places the organism in Eukaryota, Dinophyceae, Prorocentrales, Prorocentraceae.
AUGACGACUCCUCGAGGCAAGUCCACUCCGGAGGCGUCCCCUCGCAGCCAGAGCCAGCGCCCAGCGAGCAUGCCCAUGAGCGCCCGCUCAACGCGGCUGGCUGGUGCCAGCAUGGUCGAGCAGAGCUCAGAGUACAGACAGCAUUUCAAAGAGAACCAGAACUGCUACGCGUCCAUGAGCAAGAAGCCUCUGACGCCGUACCACCCGAACGCCUUCCGGAGCCGCCUCAUGGAGCCCAGUUUCAAGCCCCCGAUGAAGAACGAGUCCAGCAUCGUCUUCGACAGCGGUAUGCAUUACUGCCACAAGAGACGGUUCACGACCACGCACAAGGCGAACUACCUAGGUGGCCCGAUCGACGUCUGCACGAACCAAGGCAUCCUCUCGAACAGGUACGUGAUCCAGCGCGACGCGCAGCAGAAGUGA